AUGUGGCUACUUCCGACGUCGCGAGCAAGUUGCGAUGCAGAUAUGAACAGAACCUGGAAGAACAUUCAGGCGCAGCGCAAUCUGACGGACAAGACGGCGCCUCAGUUGGUAGAGCGUGCGGCUGUUAACCUCAAGGUCGCUGGUUCAAAUCCGGCUGGGAGAGCUCCUUUGCACCACGCGCUGUCCAGCCUCAUAUUGAGCAGCAUCUCGUGCACGACGUCGCUUCUACUGUCAUUAGAUGCACCGAUGCUCCGUUAUCGACGCCAUCACCACCGUAUCGGACCGUUCGAAUGCGAUGCACGUUGCGACAUUCUGAUCGAUGGUCGAGUCCCACCCGGUCUUGGUGACAACAUCUUGGUUUUGUUCUUUCUCUGGUGCCAGGUGAGCUACUUUGUCGCUAUUGUCGCCGUUGUCAAAAGACAGGCUAACGAACUCGAGUGUAAGCUCAAGCAAUCGGAUACUGCCUGUGAUGUGGCGUCGGCUGUCAGUGUAAGUGCUGGUCGUAUCCGAUCAUCAUCAGGAAAAUGUCCUGUCAUGUAA
Molecule: messenger RNA, 540 nt
Organism: Peronospora matthiolae
Lineage: Eukaryota; Oomycota; Peronosporomycetes; Peronosporales; Peronosporaceae
Source: the annotation of a GenBank genome assembly